Molecule: messenger RNA, 8195 nt
Organism: Hemicordylus capensis (graceful crag lizard)
Lineage: Eukaryota; Metazoa; Chordata; Lepidosauria; Squamata; Cordylidae
Gene: VPS41
Product: VPS41 subunit of HOPS complex
Exons: 29
Coding region: 109-2655 (848 amino acids)
Biological process (GO): cellular response to starvation; vesicle-mediated transport; macroautophagy
Cellular component (GO): late endosome; HOPS complex
Molecular function (GO): protein binding
Source: RefSeq, a predicted model, not a curated record
AGAUUACAAAAGGGAGAAAGGAAGGUGGGGAGGCGGAACAUAUGCAUAUUUCAGAAUUUGGAAACUAAAGUGGGAAAUUCGAGAAAUCGAUAUUUGGUGUGAUAGCCAAUGGAGCCAAGUUCUAACGAAGAAUCUACAGAUGAGUCUGAGGAAGAUGACAGUGAAGAAGAGCCCAAACUGAAGUAUGAGAGGCUUUCUAAUGGGGUUACAGACAUUCUUCAAAAGGACGUAGCUAGCUGCAUGACAGUACAUGAGAAGUUUUUGGCACUUGGAACACAUUAUGGCAAGGUUUAUUUACUUGACGUCCAAGGGAACAUCACCCAAAAAUAUGACAUUAGUGCAGUCAAAAUCAAUCAAAUUAGCUUGGAUGAAAGUGGAGAACACAUGGGUGUGUGCUCCGAAGACGGCAAGGUGCAGGUGUUUGGAUUGUACCCAGGGGAGGAAUUCCAUGAAACCUUUGACUGCCCAAUUAAAGUUGUGGCUGUUCACCCUCAGUUUGUGAGAUCACACUGCAAGCAGUUUGUAACUGGAGGAAACAAGUUACUGUUGUAUGAAAAGACAUGGAUGAACAGAUGGAAGCCUUCUGUUUUACAUGAAGGAGAGGGAAACAUAAGAACUGUGAAAUGGAGAGGAAACCUAAUUGCUUGGGCCAAUAAUAUGGGCGUGAAGAUACUCGACGUGAUUGCUAAGCAAAGAAUCACCAACGUGCCCCGAGACGAUAUAAGCCUUCGUCCUGAUAUGUAUCCCUGCAGCCUUUGCUGGAAAGAUAAUUUAACACUGAUUAUUGGCUGGGGAAAUUCAGUAAAGAUAUGCUCGGUAAAAGAACGACAUGCCAGUGAAAUGCGAGAUCUGCCUAGUCGUUACGUGGAAAUAGUUUCCCAGUUCAAUACUGAAUUUUACAUCAGUGGCAUUGCACCUCUCUGUGACCAGCUUGUCAUACUUUCGUAUGUAAAGGAGAUUUCAGAAAAAACUGAAACAGAAUGUUGUGCCAGACCUAGGCUGGAUAUAAUUCAGUCAUUUCCUGAGUCUUUUGAAGAAAUAUCUUCUGAUGCGCUAACAGUGAGAGGUUUCCAAGAAAAUGAAUGCCGAGAUUAUUGUUUAGAAUAUUCAGAAGGUGAAUCGCUUUUUUACAUCAUCAGUCCGAGAGAUGUUGUUGUGGCCAAAGAACGAGACCAAGAUGACCAUAUUGAAUGGCUCCUAGAGAAGAAGAAAUAUGAAGAAGCUUUGAUGGCAGCUGAGAUCAGUCAGAAGACCAUAAAAAAACAUAAGAUUCAGGACAUAGGUUUAGCCUACAUAAGCCAUCUAAUGGAUAUUGGAGAAUAUGACCAGGCAGCACGAAAAUGCCAGAAAAUACUUGGCAAGAACACAGAUCUCUGGGAAUUUGAAGUACAUAAGUUUAAAGAAAUUGGACAACUGAAGGCAAUUAGCCGCUACUUGCCAAGGCAGGAUUCAAUCCUGAAGCCUUUCAUUUAUGAAAUGGUCCUUCAUGAAUUUCUGGAGAGUGACUAUGAGGGGUUUGCAACACUAAUUAAGGAGUGGCCUGGAAAUCUCUAUAACAACAUGAUAAUUGUCCAGGCAGUAGUGGAUCACCUGAAGAAAGAUCCACAGAACAGGACUUUGUUGAAAACACUGGCUGAACUGUACACCUAUGACCAACGCUAUGGAAAGGCCCUUGAAAUUUACCUCACACUGAGACAUAAAGAUGUUUUCCUGCUGAUCCACAAACACAAUCUUUUCAGCUCCAUCAGGGACAAAAUUGUUCUACUAAUGGAGUUUGAUUCAGAGCAAGCAGUUGACAUGCUUUUGGAUAAUGAAGAUAAAAUCUCUAUUGACAAAGUUGUGGAAGAACUGAAAAACAGGCCUGAAUUGCAGCAUGUGUAUUUGCAUAAACUUUUCAAGAGAGACCAUCACAAAGGGCAAAAGUACCAUGAGAAACAAAUCAGCCUCUAUGCUGAAUAUGACCGGCCAAACUUACUUCAAUUUCUCAGAGACAGCACCCACUGUCCAUUAGAAAAGGCUCUUGAAAUCUGCCAGCAGAGAAACUUUGUAGAAGAGACAGUUUAUCUUUUGAGCAGAAUGGGCAAUAGCCGAAGUGCCCUGAAGAUGAUCAUGGAGGAAUUAAAUGAUGUCGAUAAAGCGAUUGAAUUUGCCAAGGAGCAAGAUGAUGCAGAACUUUGGGAGGACCUUAUUUUAUAUUCUAUCGACAAGCCACCUUUUAUUACUGGGUUGUUAAAUAAUAUCGGGACCCAUGUUGACCCUAUUCUCCUAAUACACCGCAUUAAAGAAGGCAUGGAGAUUCCAAAUCUGAGAGAUUCAUUGGUAAAAAUUCUCCAGGAUUACAAUUUGCAGAUUUUGCUUCGUGAGGGAUGCAAGAAGAUUCUUGUUGCUGACUCACUCUCCUUGUUAAAAAAGAUGCACCGGACACAAAUGCGAGGAGUCUUUGUGGAUGAAGAGAGUAUCUGUGAAUCAUGUCUUGAACCUAUUCUGCCUACAGAUGCAUCUAAAUCCUUCAGUGUAACAGUGUUUCACUGCAGGCAUAUGUUCCAUAAAGGGUGUCUUCCUGUAUCUAGCACAGUGUCUGCAGUGCAGUUUUGCAACAUCUGCAGUGCUAAACACCGAGGACCAGGCAGUGCUAUCUUGGAGAUGCAAAAAUAACAUUAUCUGGCAUGUCAAGAGCUUAUAUCCCCUAAUGGGGCACAAAGUUGCUGUGCCUGGUUGCUAAUGCUCAUUAAGCUGUUAGUAUACAUUUAACUUUGACCAAGUAUGCAGUGAAUCAUCCCAGCUUGCUGAUACUGCCUAUGUGGAUUUAAAGUGAUGAAAAAGCAAUUUUAAAAAAAAUCACUAUCUUGUCUCCUGAUGCACCAGUGCUGCACAGUUCAGAUUUUGUCGCCUGUAUGCUUGGCUUAUUCUGUAUUAAUUAAUGAAAACAAUAAACCUAAGUGUGAAAUUGAAUUGAUAUGUUCUCUUUACAUGCUAUGUUCUCUUUACAUGCUGUCCAGUUUGAAAUCACAUUUGAGAUUACAGUUUCAUCUUAGUAUAACAGAGGAAGGACUCAGUGUUCCCUCUAAGAGGGAAUCCCAGAUGUUGUUAACUACAACUCCCAUAAUCCCCAAGCAAAGCCUAUUGCAGCUGGGGUUGCUGGGAAUUGUAGUCGACAACAUCUGGGAACUGCUAUUAGAAGGAACACUGGAAGGACUGUAGAUCAUUAGAAGAGCAGAUGCUUUGUGUGCAAAAGAUUUCAGGUUCAAUUUCUGGCAUUUCCAGGUAGGGCUGGAAAAUACCCAUCUGAAACCUGGAGAGCCUCUGCCAAUCGGUGUAGACAGUACUGAGGACAUGGUAGGGAUGUGCAAGCCAGCUUGACCUCAAACUGGCUCAAUUCGAGGACUCAACUUGGAACUGGGCCCUCCUUGGGCUGGUUUGGGGAUGCCAGACACGUUAAAAUUAGUUGUUGUUGUUUUUAAAAAAAGUCGGACUGAGUCACACAAAUGACCUGCACGUAUAUGUGGUGGCCUCCAAAGUGGCUGCCACACUCUCAAAGGGCCGAAACAGCCCUUCGGAGACCGGUUAGGAGGGUGCUGCUAGAGGACACCCUCCCCCCACGGCCAUAGUAGUACCCCCUAGGCCACCGAACCCGCCAAGGCAGUGAGUCCAACUUUUUGGUAAAAACUAAUUCUAACGUGUCUGGCACCCACGAACCGGACCCAAACAGUUUAUAGUCCAUGCAGCUUAAUAUUUUCUCAGGUGGUAGUUCUCAAGCUAUGGUUUAGAGAAUCCUACCUGAAAGACAACGUCCCUCUCCAGUACUAAUCUUCCUCUGAUGUGCAGCAGCAGGGGAGUGAUUGGUGUGUGUUGCAAUGUGCUCAGAAGAGUCCGUGAGGAGGCCCCAGCAGAUCUGGCCAACAGCUCCUGUGAAUUGUGGGUUCGAGAACAUGCUCCAGAAUCCUCUGCAAAUGUACACCAUUUCUGUGACUGGGGUGGCAGAGCUGAAUGUAGGCACAUGCUAAGUAAGCUACAGCUUAGGGCCUCACAUUGUGAUGGUCCUUUAAACACUGUAAAAAGACUUCACUAUUCCAUAAUUGUAAAAAGACUACACUAUUCCAUAAAAGGACAAAUGGGAAAGACUCUAAAACAGACGUUAUCAUUCUGGUAAGACAAACAUAUAUUUAAAUGGCUGCACAGUUCAUCAUCUUGCAUGUUUAAAUCUGUGCAGUAAUAAUUAUAAGUUGUAUUGAAAUGUUAAUAGACUAGGGCCUGGCUUCGAUGCUUGUCAUCAUGGUAACAGGUAGCAUUCGCCUCUUCAAACAAACACUGCUGGAACCGUGAGCAACGCCGUGAGGGAGAGUGGGUAAUGUGCUGGAUUGGGACUUACGACCCAUUUUCUAAUGCUAUGAGGCCUUUUAAGCUUGACAUAGUUUAGGGCAGUGGUUCCCAACCAGGGUUCCUCCAGAUGUCGCUGAACUACAACUCCCAGCAUCCCCAGCCAUAAUAAAUAGUAACUGGGGAUGAUGGGAGUUGUAGUUCAGCAAUAUCUGGAGGAACCCUGGUUGGGAACCACUGCUUUAGGACCUCAGCAUGUCAUAAUCCAGCCCUGAAGGUUGUGGGAGUGUCCUUGGCAGAUAGAUUGAUACAGCGGUGGAGUGGGACCGCCGGCGGCCUGUGUGCAGCCGCUGCGGCCACCCCGCUAACCCCACCCCCUGCAUCUGACGUCAGACGCGGGGCUAGCCACCACCACCACCCCGCGUCUUGACAUCAGAUGUGGGGGGCGGGGUCUGACUCCCAAACGGAGCCUUGAGGGAAGUAGGGAAGCGCCGCUCCUGGCUGGUGCUGCGAACGCAGCACCAGCCUUAGUUUAGCUCCCGAAGGGGCCGCACGACCCCUGCUCAGGAGCUAAACUAGCACCCCCACGUCUGGACAUCAGAUGCAGGGGGCGUGUCGGGGCCACGAAGUGUGGCCCCUGAUUGGGUGCGGCCUGGGUUCUUUGAACCCGUUUGCCCAAUGAUAGCUCCACCCCUGGAGGGAAGUGUUCCUUAGGAGUGUUUGAAAAAUACUCUUUUCAGACCCUGGACUUGAUCUGGGCUUGUAGCUAAAAUGCCAGUUAAUAAAAUUGUUCUGGUGGGUACUGCAAAUGAUGAUCUGUUGUGGUUCAGCAAACAAUUUGCUGGCAGGUCUGCACUGCUGUGGGCAUCUAAAACAAUGCCAAAACUUUUGAAAAGUGCUUUUGCUCUAAUACAGAAAUCGCCCUCACACAAUGUUACACCCACUGGAGACAGAUAAAGGAAACCCAGCGCUGUGCCACUGGCUGAAGCGCUUGUGAAUGGGACUGGCCGGCUCUGUUUUCGCAUCUGGCCACAGCCCCUGCAUCAACUUUAGAUGCAAGGGGUGUGGGUAUGCGCUGCAGAGGUGGUUCCAGGACAAUGGUAGCCCUGGACCCAGGUGCACAAUGGUGGCUCUGCCCCUGACUGUAGAGUUUGUCAGGAUUUGUGAGUUUCUUUGACAUUUCUGCUUUUAAGUAUGCUGCCUGGUGAUGGUGGGGAUGAAACUUGUAUUUUAUAUUUACGGUCUGACCAGUCACCUAACAUCACAUAUAAUGCAGCUAGGUUUUGCUCUGUUGCCAUGUGAAUCCGUCAGCAAAUUUUGAUUAACAAUUAAUUAGAUAAUUAAUCAGGGAUGAGAUCAAAUAUCAAUGUAUAGUGACUGGUUAACGUAAUGGUUUAUUUGCUAUUAUGAUGCAUGGUUUGUGGGCUAUUAUAUAUUAUAUAUGGUGCAUACUGUUUUACUACUGGUCAAGGACCGUAAUAAAGGGAUGGAUGGAUGGAUUGGCACCCCCACCCACAAUAUUGUUUUCCUAGCUAUACACAUUUUAACUGGUUGGACACAUAAAAUAUUGGGUAGCUGGCAACCCUACAAACUGCACAUGGCUUGCUCUGAAAGCACUGACACCUCUUUAAAUAAUGUUGUUCCUCAGAACCAUAGCUCUGUACCUUUCCCAUUCUCUCUCUCUUUUGCUUUCUGCCUGGUACCAAAAUAAGACUAAACUAUUAGUUUAUACUGUAGAUAUAAACAGCUAUCUGAGCUGUCCCCUGCUAACUGAACAAAUAGGCACCUCUUUAAAGUGGUCAUUUUCUUUAUUUAGCAGGGGGAGAGCAACUGGCCCUCUCCAUCCCCAGCACAGCAUCCCUCCAGUGGCUGUUGCUGGUGUCUCUUAUGUUUCUAUUCUACAUUGUGAGCCCUUUGGGGACAGGGAGCCAUUUUAUUUAUUUCUUCAUAUCUGGGGAAACUUUGUUGAAAAGUAUUAUAUCAAUAUUGGUCGUAUUCUUAUAUUGCCACCAUUAUUUUCUCUUAUCCCAUUCACAUUUGUAAACAUGCUAUGUUUAGGCAAAUUCAAACUCGUUCUAAAUCAAAGAUUUACAUUUUUUUCCCUUAAGGUCAGUGCACUUUAAAUUAGAUUUUUUAAAGCAUUUCAAUUAUGGAGAAUUUAACCUACUUUCCAUGUUUAUUGGCAUGGGAAUUUAAUUUUCAUUUGGCAGGAGAUAAACCCUAAGAUGUGACUGCAUCUGCUGCUAAAGUCAAAUCUGACUUUAGUUGACAGAUUUAAAAAUAAAACCUUAAACUAACUUGAACUAAGAAAAAUGUUUUGUGAAAUGUCUUAACCCAUUCCCACAAAAAAUUAAGCAGGCAAGAACUGAUAUAAAUAAGAAGUGUGUGCGUGCGCACAUAUACAUGAGCACAGGGAGGGGAUAAAGGAUGUAGAAUGCUAUAUGAGAAAACAAGAUACACUCAAUACACUUUCUCUAAUGGAGAAACCUGUUGCCAAGACCAGAAAUUUAAGAGAACACCUUCUUUAUGAACCCACCACCUAUUAAGAUCAUCUGGUGAUGUCCAGUUGAAGUUGCCACUGGCUCGAUUGGUGGCGACUCAAAAUUGGGCCUUUUCUAGGGUUGCCCCAGGUCUUUGGAGUGCACUUCCUAGGGAAAUUAGAGCUUCCCCUUCUCUGGAUGUGUCUAAGGAGGACCUGUUUAGUCACAUUUUUAUUUAAAAGUUUUAGAGCUUUUAUCUGUAUUUUAAACUGUUUUGGUUAUAUUGAUGUUUUAAUUGUUGUGUUUUAAAAUUGUGAACUGCCCAGCGGCUUGCAUAUGGGGUGGUAUAAAAAUGUGUUAAAUUAAAAAAAAAUGGCCUGAACCAAAGAAGUUUUCAUGUGUAAUCCAAAGGCAUUUUCUUAUUGGGAAAUUUCACCGAAGAAUUGUGAACGAAUUCCACACAUUCUGAAGGGGAAAUUGGGUCUGUGACGCCCAAGCAAUUGUGUCUCCCUGAUGAAUGUAUCUAAAUGUUAUGCAUAUUUGCAAAUCUGUAUGGGGCAUUCACACUUUGCACUUUUAGGUGUAAAGUUAUAUCUUGUAUAUAGCUGACAACAUAAUUUGUGAAUUGGCUUUUCGAGUCAGAGAUAAUGGGGAUUCUACUAUGUGAAUGGCUGAUCUGAGUGAUAGGAAAUGUACACAACCUGGAUCCUUAAAUGGUAAUGCAUUGCGGAAUUCAGGCUCUGCUUCACUCCCGAAACUGAUAGUAAAUAUCAGUUUUCAUUUAAUUGGCUUCUUAUUUUAAAGAACUGAAGUCCAGUGCAUUAUCUGCUAAGUAGUACGCCUGCACUGAAAUAGGUUUCUGAGCAUGGAUUGGAUCCCAUACAUGCAAAGGCAGUACAGAGUGAUAUGGAAUUGUUUAAUCCAGGCCUACAAAUAAGUGUAUAAGAGUUUGAUUCAAUGUUCGGGCUGCUGAACAGCACAAAGAGCCACUAGGCUUGAAACAAAGAAAAUUGAGUCAGGAAAAGUGUUCAAACCAGGAAUGUGGGGCCCCUCAAGAAUGUGAGAUAGAAGCCCAGAAAUAACAAAUGCCAGAACCUGUCUGGAAAUAGAUAAUAUAGGUAUGCACCAAAUCUAUUAGACAAAUUCCAAGAUCCCGAUAGGGAGUAGGGUCAGUAGAAAGGUCAAGUAGUAACUUAUCUUCUGAAGACCCUGAGUGCACCACUGGAAUGUUUGUUUAAUUACCUAUGACAUGUAUUAAUUGCUUUACUGAUAUGCUUGUUUGCUUGAAACCUAUAUAAACUGGUGAAUUGCACAGUUUCAAUGCGCAGUACCAGCCAGAUUCUCUGUAACUGUACUUGUCCCUUUCAUGACAUGAAAUAAAAGCUUAUUUUGAGCAUG